Molecule: messenger RNA, 1426 nt
Organism: Onychomys torridus (southern grasshopper mouse)
Lineage: Eukaryota; Metazoa; Chordata; Mammalia; Rodentia; Cricetidae
Gene: Cckar
Product: cholecystokinin A receptor
Exons: 5
Coding region: 77-1366 (429 amino acids)
Biological process (GO): neuropeptide signaling pathway
Cellular component (GO): membrane
Molecular function (GO): neuropeptide receptor activity; cholecystokinin receptor activity
Source: RefSeq, a predicted model, not a curated record
GACACUACAGUCAUUAGAGGAAGGAGCCAGGAGUGAGCAUUCACCAGCUCGUCAGCACUUGGUAGAGAGCAGCAGGAUGGACGUGGUCGACAGCCUACUUAUGAAUGGGAGCAACAUUACUCCCCCCUGUGAACUCGGCCUGGAAAAUGAGACUCUUUUCUGCCUGGAUCAACUUCAGCCUUCAAAAGAGUGGCAGCCUGCAGUGCAGAUUCUCCUGUACUCCUUCAUAUUCCUCCUCAGCAUGCUGGGGAACACACUGGUCAUCACGGUGCUGAUUCGGAACAAGAGGAUGCGGACCGUCACCAACAUCUUCCUGCUGUCCCUGGCUGUCAGUGACCUCAUGCUCUGUCUCUUCUGCAUGCCAUUCAACCUCAUCCCCAACCUGCUCAAGGAUUUCAUCUUCGGAAGUGCUGUGUGCAAGACCACCACCUACUUCAUGGGCACUUCCGUGAGUGUUUCCACAUUCAACCUGGUCGCCAUCUCUCUGGAGAGAUACGGCGCCAUCUGCAGACCCUUACAGUCCCGAGUCUGGCAAACCAAGUCCCACGCUGUGAAGGUCAUUGCUGCCACCUGGUUCCUCUCCUUCACCAUCAUGACUCCGUACCCCAUUUACAGCAACUUGGUGCCUUUUACUAAAAAUAACAACCAGACGGCAAAUAUGUGCCGCUUCCUGUUGCCAAGCGAUGCUAUGCAGCAGUCUUGGCAAACAUUCCUUCUACUCAUCCUCUUUCUCAUCCCUGGGAUUGUGAUGGUGGUGGCCUAUGGAUUGAUCUCUCUGGAACUCUACCAAGGAAUAAAAUUUGAUGCUAGCCAGAAGAAAUCUGCUAAAGAGAAGAAGCUGAGCGGUGGCGGCAGCAGUCGAUACGAGGACAGUGAUGGAUGUUACUUGCAGAAGUCUAGGCAGCCGAGGAAGCUGGAGCUACAACAGCUGUCCACCAGCAGCAGUGGCAGCAGAGUCAACCGCAUCAGGAGCAGCAGUUCCACUGCCAACUUGAUAGCCAAGAAGCGUGUCAUCCGCAUGCUCAUUGUCAUUGUGGUUCUCUUCUUCCUGUGCUGGAUGCCCAUCUUCACUGCCAAUGCCUGGCGGGCAUACGACACCGUUUCUGCCGAGAAACACCUCUCAGGGACCCCUAUCUCCUUCAUCCUCCUUCUCUCCUACACUUCCUCCUGUGUUAAUCCCAUCAUCUAUUGCUUCAUGAACAAACGAUUUCGCUUGGGCUUCAUGGCCACCUUCCCUUGUUGCACCAAUCCUGCUCCUCCAGGGGUGAGAGGCGAGGUGGGAGAGGAGGAAGAUGGGAGGACCACAGGGGCAUCACUGUCCAGGUAUUCCUACAGCCACAUGAGCACCUCGGCUCCACCUCCCUGAGCUAUAUACCUGGCCCACUGCUGCAGCAAGAAGGAAGAGAACAGGGAGCAAGGAGGAAAU